CGGACAUGUCCACUAUACACAAGUGCAAUAGCUCCACCAUGCACGUCGUGUGUCAAUCCUUCGGCUUCACUGUUAACCUUCUCGAAUUGCACUGCAUACGUUCGUUGGAUGUCCUCGAAUGCGACUGGAGAGCUCACAACAAGCACAUCGGAACGUCCUGGUCGUUGAAGCAGCCACGGUUUGCCGCGGAAUCUCGUAGUCGUAGCGAGCACCCAGUCGUAGAACGUUGUCGAGUCUUCUGUUGGCUGUUCUGCUGUCAUUCCUACUCGAACUAGCGUCUGAGCUGUCGAUGCAGUGGGUAAAUGUUGAUAACCGCGAGGAGGCAGUGGAACGCUUAUCCAGCUCAGUCGUCGUUGUCGACUAUGACGCAUGGCCCAGAACACCACGAGUGCAAGAGUACUGCCCAGCAGCGGACCUGGUGAGAUGAACAUCAACCCACGUGCGUUCAGCAAGCUGCUCGACAUCAUCGCAACGACGUGUCUGCCACGAUGGAAGUCGGAGAAUGCGCUAACGAGGGACUAGAAACUGCACCAAACGGACGUCGGGGGGUUACUUCACUCACUUCGAGCCAGCAAUGGCCGUUCGAAUAGAGCUGUUCACUGAGUUGAAGCUGUUUACUUCCUUCAUGUAUGGGCGGAACAAUUCUACAGUCAAGAAAUCUGCUAACACAUCAAGCACACUCUCUUAUCCUUGUAAAUUGUAAAUUGUAAAGAGAAAAUAGGGUCACUUUUCACAAUCAUUUCAUACAUAAUAAUGCAAACUGUGUCCAGCCGUAUUUGUCCCAUCUGUAUUCGCUGAAUAGAAAACGGAGCAGAUAAAGCUGGACACAGUGAUGUCUGCUCAUGUCCAAUGGCGCCGACGCGCAAGACUGUGACCACUGCGCCGUCGCUGCCAACCGAGCAGCAAGAGGAGAAGCCUGCGACCUCAAUUGCUUCUGCAAAGCGUCAGCAUCGCCGCGUUCUCACUGUCGGCGACGGGAACUUUACGUAUUCGCUAGCUCUGGCCAAACAACACAAGAAUCAAAGCAACGACACACCCUUGCAAUUGACUGCUUCGUCCUACGACAGCUACGACGAACUCGUGGCUAAAUACCCGGAGUGCAAGCGCAUCUGUGCUCAACUGAAGGAAUUGGGUGCAUCUGUCCUGCAUCGUGUGGACGCUACGAACCUCCGCGAGUCUCUCGUGGCGGCAGGAGCCGAGCAGCUCAAGUUCGACGCGGUGAUAUUCAACCACCCGCACUGCGGCGAGGAGAACGUCCGCCGUCAUCAGAGUUUAUUGUCGCACUUCUACGCCUCAGCAUUGGACGUAAUAGAGGACAACGAGGAGGACGAAGAGAGCGGGAUUUUGUUGACGUUAGCGGAGGGCCAGCCGGAACGUUGGCAGGCAGUGGAGCGAGCAUUGAAAGCAGGAUUGAGACUGCAUCGACAGGUUGACGAGGUGGACAACGAUGAGGUUUUUGGCCUGGUAUAUGAUCGCAAACGGCACCAGAAUGGUAAAUCGUUCCAUCAAGUGACGCUGCACGGCGAGAGGAAGAAGCAGGCGAGCACGCUCUUCAUCUUCCGACGGGCUACAGAUGAGGACAACGUGCCUGCUACCGCUCCAUCGGUAUCUGAAGAGAAAUCAGCGCCGGGAUCUCGCAAGCGCAAAGCGGAGAGCGAACUGCCUUUAGAGUUUGCGUGCACUCAGUGUGAAAGGAGCUUUAAGUCUGCACAGGGGCUGAGAACGCAUGUGCAUAUGGUGCACGAACUGGAAGGUGGUGCGAACAAAAAGGUUCUGUUGCCGUGCGAGUUCUGCGACCGCACUUUCAAGAAGGGGGACGCUAGAAGGCAGCAUCAACUAGCCAAGCAUGGCAAGGAUCCGCUUAUUAAACCGGACUGGUACGACAAGCAGCAGACUGCAACGUCGGAGUCCAAUGUUGCGCCAACUCCUGCAGUUCUAUCUUCAAAUGCUGAGCCAAAGACUUGCUCGAUCUGCCACCUGUCCUUCACCACAACAGAAGAGUUCGGCGCACACUGGCAGAAACUGCAGCCUCGUGCUGCCACCAAGCGAAAAUGCGCCAUUUGCACUCGGGAAUUUGAUGAAGAGCGAGCACUGCGUCAGCACCAGAACUUCUGUAGUCAGAGUAGUUAAGUGGUACCAUAUGCUCUAGUAUGUGCAAUGGACUCGAAGUCUUUGUCUUGCUGCUCGGGCAUGCCAUGGCAUUCAUUGACAGAUAAUACAAUAUUGGUAAAAAGAUCC
Messenger RNA from Phytophthora nicotianae INRA-310, 2238 nucleotides. RefSeq lists its product as hypothetical. Gene Ontology annotation, molecular function: rRNA (uridine-N3-)-methyltransferase activity. Gene Ontology annotation, cellular component: cytoplasm. Gene Ontology annotation, biological process: rRNA base methylation. The record is from RefSeq and is a predicted model, not a curated record. Lineage: Eukaryota; Oomycota; Peronosporomycetes; Peronosporales; Peronosporaceae. The coding region runs from base 850 to 2130 and encodes 426 amino acids. The transcript has a single exon.